This is a messenger RNA of Blepharisma stoltei, 516 nucleotides long. NCBI's taxonomy places the organism in Eukaryota, Ciliophora, Heterotrichea, Heterotrichida, Blepharismidae. The record is from the annotation of a GenBank genome assembly.
AUGGCGGCAAUCAAUGUCACUAACGUGCGAGUCUUGAAUAACCCAGCAAUGUUCAAAGAUGCCUUUAAAUUCGAAAUCACAUUUGAGUGCUUAACACCUCUGCCAGAUGAUUUGGAGUGGAAAAUCAUAUAUGUAGGCUCUUCAGAAAACUCCAGCUUUGAUCAAGUCUUGGAUUCAGUUCUGAUUGGCCCGCUACAGUAUGGGACAAUGAGGUUCGUAUUCGAAGCUGAUGGGCCUGAUAUUAAUAAGAUUCCCUCUGAAGAAGUCGUAGGUAUAACAGCUGUCAUUUUGACAUGCUCUUAUUGGGAACAGGAAUUUUUCAGAAUCGGAUAUUAUGCGAAUAACCAAUACACUGAUCCAGAACUCAUGGAAAAUUUGCCACCUGUGCCAAUCCCUGAAAAAAUCCAGCGAACUAUAUUGGCUGACCGUCCAAGAAUUAGUAGGUUCCCAAUUAAUUGGUCUGAAAACCCAAAAAAUGUGCAAACUUUACAGACUGCUUCUUCUACGUCAUCUUAA